UCGAGCGUCUGCUGUUCGUUUAUGGCGAUAGGAAGCUGGAUCUACUGAGGGAGGGAAAAAACCAGUGACACUCCCAAAAUGCUGUCAUUAGGCCCGAAUUCAAGGAGAUGAGACGUGUCUCGGACUGGCUUUUGAUAAAAUAAUCCUUCGUGUGUUUUUUAUAUGUCUGUGUAUAUUGUGCGCGUGAAACAACAACAAAACUGUUUUGGGGAACAUGGAAGCCGCGUUGGUUCGUGAUCUCCAGAGAGAGCGCUCGGCUGUUUCGAGGUGUAAAAGCGUGAAAGUGAACGGCUGCGGCAGUACGGUGAGCGCCGAGGAGGUGCAGCGACUGGAUUCCUGCAGGGAAGGGGGAGGUGGGUGCAGCGGAUCGGGGCAAGUUCCGCUGCCUUCCAGCGCCGCGGCCACCUUGCACCCUCAGCCCAAGCCUGGUAACCGUAGCUGGAACAACAACUCCAACUCCAACUCGCUGCUGUCCAGGAGGAGACUGAGGAGGAACCUCUCGGCCACCUCUUCGUCCGGCCCCGGCCGCAGCUUGGACCGUAGGAAGAUGCCGGGCACCAAGCUGACUGCGGCCGACCGGGAGUGGGUCCGAGCCGAUGUGCAGAGGGGCUGCCUGCAUCUCUACGAUAGGCACAUGUCCUCCUACCUGAGACCUGUCAUCUGCACCCUGGACACCACCGCGGCCGAGGUCGCCGCCAAGUUGCUGCACCCUGGUCGCACAGGGACAGGGUGUAUACCAAAGGCAAAUGGUGUGGGCAUGACCAGCUUGACCCCUUUGGACAACGCUGGCAGUGCCAGAUCGGGGACAUCAAGGAGCACCGGUGCCAGGCCAGGACGGGGCUCUUUGGUCACGUCGGGACAAACCGAGACAUCGAACAUCAGAUCGUCAGACAUUGCUGCUAACAAGCAAGCACAGCCGUACUUGGCUGCUCACGGAAAACCGGGAUUGUCACUAGGCACUGCUGCCACUGUUGGCCAACACUUAAAUAUCGAUAUUGUCCGUUAUGAGAAAGCUAAUACCACCCUCGCCCGGUUAGGGACGUCACUGGAUAAUCAGAACACCACACAAAAAGAAGUAAAUACAACGAGUGGCACACAGGUGUACUUAGCACCAGUCACUGCCAGAGAUGGACCAAAAUCUGAUACUGAAAUUUACAGGCUUAGGUCUUCAUUGAAAAAUAAUACCAAUCAACUGAAAUUGUCAAACCAUUCUUUCAAAUUGAUGGCUUUUGAAAAUGUUGCUGCUAGACCAUCACUGGAAAGCACCAAGGCGCAUAAUGAAAAUGUAAAUAGCGAUACCAUAAAUGACACUGUGGUCAAGGUAGAAAGUGUGGACAGAUCAGAGUUGAGGAGCGAUUCCCUUGCUGGUGAAGGUCGGCUGAAGUCUUCAAUUCCUGACACUUUGGGAAUGCAGGUGACUGAUGGUUUGCUCACCUCAAUGGUUUAUGUUCAACUUCAUGGCGAAACUACCAGAAGGCUGGAGCCACAUGAAAACCCCCUUGAAAUACAAAAUGAGUACCUCUUUAAACUGGGAUUCAAAGAUCCAAGUAGGGUGCAGGAGGAGGGAAUGGAUGUUGAAAUUGGCUGUCUGAUUCGAUUUUAUGCAGGGAAACCAUAUAGUAUUGACCACUUAGAGCGGAUCCAGCUGAGUGGGUUGUUCAAUGUUCGGAAAGGGAAGAUGCAGCUUCAUAAGUGGACGAAGCGUCAAGUUAUCUUGUGUGGUACCUGCUUGAUUGUUUCAUCUGUGAAAGAUAGCCAGUCUGGAAAAAUGCAUGUUCUUCCUUUAAUUGGCGGAAAGGUGGAAGAAGUGAAAAAGCACCAAUACUGUUUGGCCUUCACCUCGUCAGGACCACAGAGUCAGACCUACUAUGUUAGCUUUGAUACUUUCCCAGAGUAUUUGCGCUGGCUUCGGCAGGCUUCAAAGAUCGUGUCCCAGAGAAUUGGAUCAGUGGAUUUAUCAUGUUGUAGCUUGGAGAAUCUUCCAAGUAACCUUUUCUAUAGCCAGGAUCUGACUCACCUGAACCUCAAACAGAAUUUCCUCAAACAGAAUUUAGGGCCUGGAACAAAUGGUGGUUUGAAUGAUCUUCAAAGGUUCAUGAAGCUGAAAAGUUUAAACCUGUCUAAUAAUCACAUGGGAGAAUUUCCACUUGCCAUUUGUGAUAUACCAACCCUUUCUGAAGUCAAUCUUUCCUGCAAUGCCCUACGAUUUAUCCCUUCAGCAGUUAGCAACAUGGAUAACUUACAGAUAUUUUUACUGGAUGGCAACUGUCUUGGUUCUCUCCCUCUGGAGCUAGGGAAUCUGCUGCAACUGAGCUACCUGAGCCUUUCCUUCAAUGAAUUCAGAAGCAUUCCUGUGGUUCUGGAGAGUCUGAAAGCUGUGGAAAAACUUUGUAUGUCAGGCAACUACGUCGAAACAUUGUGCUUGCAAAGUUUGAGCAGAAUGCCUCAUAUCAAACAAGUGGAUUUAAGACUCAAUCGCAUCACCAAGUUGGACGUAGCAAAUGUGGAUUUCUUGCAACACAUUACUCAUCUAGACCUGCGCGAUAAUAAACUGACUGUUCUUGAUGCCACUGUAUUUGAGAACAUUGAGGUUAUACACUGUGAACGAAACUACCUAACCAGUCUUCAAGUCAGUGGAUAUUUCCUGAAGAAUCUUUAUGCUGCAACAAAUGAGCUUAUAUACAUUGAUGCCUAUCCAGUACCUAACCAUCUCACUGUUAUGGAUCUGUCAAGAAACAGACUGGAUAGUUUACCUGAAUGGGUGUGUGAAGGUAAAAAGCUGGAGACCUUGGACAUCAGCCAUAAUCAAAUUUGUGAACUGCCUGCAAAGUUGUUCUGCAAUAAUAAUUUACGCAAACUGCUGGCAGGUCACAAUCAGCUGCAGAGACUUCCUGAACGAUUUGAACGCACACAAGCAGAGGUUCUUGACAUCCAGCACAACCACCUAAUUGAGUUGCCCUCGAAUCUUUUCCUAAAAGCUGACUGUUUACGAUGUCUGAAUGCUUCAGCAAAUAAAUUAGAGAUACUUCCGCCCUCCUGUGUGUCUGAAGAAAGCAACAGUGUAUUACAGGAGCUGUACCUAACCAAUAAUUAUCUCACAGAUAAAUGUGUACCCUUGCUUACUGGUCACACUUGUCUUAAGGUCCUACAUCUUGCUUACAACCGACUCCAGAGCUUUCCAGCCAGUAAAAUGGCAAAACUCGAAGAACUGGAAGAAAUUGAUCUAAGUGGGAACAAACUGAAAACCAUUCCAACUACCAUUACGAAUUGCAAGCGGAUGCACACUGUCAUUGCACAUUCUAACUGUAUUGAAGUCUUCCCUGAAGUGAUGCAACUCUCUGAGAUUAAGUGUGUUGACCUGAGCUGUAAUGAGUUGACUGAGAUCACGUUGCCUGAAAAUCUGCCACUGAAACUGCAAGAACUAGACCUGACUGGAAACCCCAGGCUGGUCCUGGAUCACAAAACUUUGGAGCUGCUGAAGUAGGCAAUCAUUAUAUCCAUUUAAUAUUGUGUCAGCAAUUAAUCUUGUUAUCCUGUGCAGUUUUCUGUGGCCUGUGGUGAACACAGUCUUUGAACUUUAGAUUUUACUGAGGGUUUAAAUCACUUAAUCUCACUCAAGCAUGAGAAAAGAAUGCAUUUUUCCAGGACACAGCUCAAUAGAGGGGGAGGCGAUGGC
Molecule: messenger RNA, 3676 nt
Organism: Rhincodon typus (whale shark)
Lineage: Eukaryota; Metazoa; Chordata; Chondrichthyes; Orectolobiformes; Rhincodontidae
Product: PH domain leucine-rich repeat-containing protein phosphatase 1
Exons: 13
Coding region: 215-3484 (1089 amino acids)
Molecular function (GO): protein binding
Source: RefSeq, a predicted model, not a curated record